UAAUGUGAUUUUAGUGCUGUCUAGCUAAAAAAUAUUCUAUGAUUAAAUGAAAAAGUUGUUAAGUCGAUUGAAAAAGAAGUGAUUGAUUAAGAAAUGUGUUAAAAUUUUAUUAAAAAAUUAAACAAGUGACAGUUUCAAUGCGAAUCAAUAUUAUUUUAUAAAAAAAAGAUGUAAAUUAGCAAGUACAUAACGAAAGAGAAGAGAAAGAAUGGAGGUUAAACACCUUUUCUUUGUUUUUGCAUUUAAAAUUGUCAGUUAUUGCUGCUGCUGUUCAAUUCAACAACUGUUCCUUUUGAGAACAGGCUGUUUAUAUACAUACCUCCAGACGUUUAAAUAUACACAUUCAUAAAACCAAAUCGCAUUUAAGGAGUUUUUUAUAAGAUUUUCUAAAAUGUCAAAAUACUCAGGUAAAAAAUGUCGCCUGCUGACUAUGAUGAUGUUGACCGGUUUCUUCUUUUUUGUCGAAAUUGUGGUCGGCUAUGUUACAAAUUCAAUGGCUUUGGUAGCUGACAGUUUUCACAUGUUGGGCGAUAUAGCCGCAUUGGUGAUAUCAUUUUUAUCAGUUAAGAUGUCACCGAAAAAAUGGUCAAAAAAUACUUUUGGUUGGGCACGAGCCGAAGUAUUGGGAGCUUUAGUCAACGCAGUAUUUUUGGUUGCAUUAUGCUUUAGUAUUACAAUAGAAGCGAUUAAAAGAUUUAUAGAAGAAGAGACUAUACACGAGCCAGAAUUGUUGGUUACUGUAGGCGUAUUAGGUUUAAUUGUAAAUGGUAUAGGCUUGUGUUUGCUUUAUGAGCAUGGUGGUCAUCAUGGCCAUUCACAUGGUGGAGGCUUAAGACGAAAUCAUAGUAGACUUACCGAAUUAGCUAAUGUAGACGGUGAAGGAGAAAAUCCUGAUGAUUUUGUUUAUGAAAAAGAGGAAAAACCAAUUAAAAAAUCCAGUCAUGGUCAUAGUCACGAUCCCGGCUCCAUGAAUAUGCGUGGUGCAUUUUUGCAUGUGCUAAGUGAUGCUUUGGGUAGUAUUAUUGUCAUCAUAAGUGCUUUGGUCGUUUGGCUGACCGAAUGGGAAUAUCGUUUUUAUAUGGAUCCUGCUUUGUCCAUUGUUUUAGUUUGCUUAAUAUCACAAUCAGUUUGGCCUUUAUUGCGAGAAUCUGCAUUAAUUUUAUUACAAACAGUGCCAACACAUAUCCAAGUUGAUGCCAUACAAAAACGUUUGUUGGAAAAGGUUGAUGGUGUUUUGGCAGUACACGAAUUUCAUGUCUGGCAAUUGGCUGGCGAUCGCAUUAUAGCUUCAGCUCACAUAAGAUGUCACAACUUAUCGGAGUAUAUGAAAAUCGCUGAAAAAGUUAAAGAAUUCUUUCACAAUGAAGGCAUACAUUCGACGACCAUACAGCCAGAAUUUGUUGAUAUGGAUGGGGCGUGCAUAGUGUCUGAGGGUACAUCCAGUCUCAAUAUGAGUAGCUCCGACUGCUGUGCAUUAGAUUGUCCACCCUCAACCGACAAUGGUUGUGUCAAAGCCACAUGUUGUCAAAACAAUAACAAAGUGAAUCAACUGCCUUCACCAACCAGUUCACCGUAUAUGUGUCGUCAACGUAAUUCAACUAGAAAUACCAAUGAUGUAGAGUCCGGUUCAUUGUUAGAUCCUGUAACAAGCACAGGUGGUGGCGGUUCCCUUGGCACUGUCGGUAGUGGCGGAUCAACGGCCAAAGAGAGUAAUGGAGAAGUAGUCUGACAACAUUCGUUCCAUGUGACACGUAGUAGUAUACCAGUAGUGGCUCAGGAAUUCAACCACUUACAUGCAACAUCUUUAUCCAAAAAUAUACAUCAUCAACAAACACAAGAAACGAUGAGAAAUAAUCAUCACAAUCAUAUUCCAAACAA
Messenger RNA from Calliphora vicina (urban bluebottle blowfly), 1878 nucleotides. It is a transcript of the gene ZnT63C, whose product is annotated as zinc transporter 63C. Bases 392 to 1729 code for a protein of 445 amino acids. Gene Ontology annotation, cellular component: membrane. Gene Ontology annotation, biological process: intracellular zinc ion homeostasis; zinc ion transmembrane transport; detoxification of zinc ion. The transcript is spliced from 11 exons. Gene Ontology annotation, molecular function: zinc ion transmembrane transporter activity. Lineage: Eukaryota; Metazoa; Arthropoda; Insecta; Diptera; Calliphoridae. The record is from RefSeq and is a predicted model, not a curated record.